Messenger RNA from Adineta steineri, 3282 nucleotides. NCBI's taxonomy places the organism in Eukaryota, Metazoa, Rotifera, Eurotatoria, Adinetida, Adinetidae. The record is from the annotation of a GenBank genome assembly.
AUGUUACUUAUUGGAUUUAGCAUGUCAAACAAUACAAAACCUGCUUCUAAAAUAUGCAAAAAAUUAGAGUUUUUUUUUCUUAAUCUUAAUUUAUUUCCAUCUGUUCCACCAACUACCGAUGAACAUCAACUUCGAAAUCAACACAUUUCAACAAGAUUAUUUAAUUCUUUAUUAAUUAUAUCAUUAUCUAUCCUUUUCUUAUAUAUUUCAUUGAUAAAUAUUACAGAAACAGUUAAUGUCAAAGCACCGUCUAUCGAAGAAUAUUCGCAACUCUAUCAUUCAUAUAGUCAAACAUUAACAUGUGAAUGUACACAAAUAUCGAUCAACUAUAAAAAAUUUAUUCAAAUUCAAUACACAUUACAUCAGGUGUGUCAUAGUGACUUUGUUACACAAGGUUGGAUCCAUUAUCUUACUAAAUCACAUGGAAGCGAUAGAGCAUUUUAUGACACCUUUCGAACGACGGGCACAUUUGUAUUUCAAGCCUUAUCUACAUUUUGUGUCCUGGUUGAUGAAACAAUAUCGAAUAGUUUAACUCAGUUCUAUUCAACUCAAUAUGUAAGUGCAUAUGUCACACCCGAAAAAGUAUUUCAAUUACAGAUCGAAGCAUUUAUAUCUCAAUUCAUAUUAUCAACAACAAAUCAAUUUUUGUUAUCACUCUCCAUGAUACGAAAAACAACUCAAAGCAACGCUUUGCUCUCUGGACAACUCACUAAUUACAGAGUCUAUCUUGAUGUCCAUGAUAAUUUUACAACACAAUCUGCCAGAUACAAUGAUUGUACGUGCACUUCUUCAGCUACCUGCAUUAAUCAAUAUGUAGUUAUUAAUUAUCCUAACUUCACGCAAAUAUUUCUUUUACCAGGUCUUUAUACAGGAUGUUAUAUAACUGAAUCAUUACUUCAAUCUAGUCUUGAAUGUUUUUACGAUCAAGUCUGCCUAAAUACCGUACAAUUAUACUUGCAAUCGUCUGCAUUUAUAAAUGUAACAGCUCUUGAUAUAUCAUUGUCCGUCCAGUUUUUAGAAAACUCAACAGUUGCAGAUAUUCUUGAUCAAUUGAUGGUUGAAGAAUGGAUUAAUUCAAGCAUUUAUGAAAAUUAUUACAAUGAGUGUCAACCGUCAGGCUGUAGUUAUACUGUUACGUCGAAGAAUAGUGCAAUAUAUAUUGUCACAACUCUGAUUGGAUUAGUUGGUGGUCUGAUUACAGUGUUAAAACUUACGGUGCCCAUGUUAGUCAAGUUCGCAAGGAAACGUAUAUACAAAGAAGAAAACACAGAAGCCGAAACAUUGGUACAAGAACCGAAUGUCAGUAUAUUAUACAAAUUAAAACAUUAUCUUUCAACAUUCAAUAUCUUUCCAUCUGUUCCACCAACUACCGAUGAACAUCAACUUCGAAACCAACGUAUUUCAACAAGAUUAUUCAUCUUAUUAUUAAUUAUAUUAUUAUUUAUUCUUCUCUUAUAUACGUCACUGAUAAAUAUUACACAAACACUUACUAUCAAAGAACCUUCUAUCAAAGAUUAUAAACAACUCUAUAACUCAUAUAGUCAAACAUUAACAUGCGAAUGCACACAAAUAUCAAUCAAUUAUGAAAACUUUAUUCAUAUUCAAUACAAACUACAUCAAGUAUGUCAUAGUGAUUUCGUCACACAAAAAUGGAUCGAUUAUCUUGCCACCUCAUAUGGAGACAAUACACCAAAGUACGCCGACUUUCGGGUGACAGGCACCUCUACAUUUCAAGCUGUAAGCGCGUUCUGUACACUAGUGAAUCAAACAAUAUCGAAUAGUUUAACUCAGUUCUAUUCAAGUCAAUAUGUAAGUGCAUCUGUAACACCCUCAAAUCUAUUUCAACUACAAACUGAAGCAUUUAUAUCUCAAUUCAAAUCAUCAACAACAAAUCAAUUUUUGUUGUCACUCUCCAUGAUACGAAAAACAACUCAGAGCAAUGCUUUACUUCCUGGACAACUGAGUAAUUUCCGAUUUAGUAUGGACCAGAAGAUAUCAUUUUUAGCUUACUAUCCACGAUCCUACGGCAAUUGUACGUGUUCUUCUUCGGCUGCUUGCGUCACUCAAUCUACAAUUUAUGAAUUAUUAAACGACACAACCUUAUUUUCUUUAUCAGGUUUUUAUACAGGAUGUUAUAUAAUUGAAUCAUUACUUCAGUCUAAUCUUCAAUGCUUUUAUAAUCAAACUUGCAUCAAUAAACUACAAUCUUAUUUUCAAACAUCUUCAUUUAUGAAUGUGACAGCUCUUAAUAUAUCCUCGUCCGUCCAGUUUUUUGAAAACUCGACAAUUGCAGAUGUUCUUGAUCAAUUGAUGGUUGAAGAAUGGUUUAAUUCAAGUAUUUAUGAGAAUUAUUACAGUGAAUGUCGACCAUCAGGCUGUAGUUAUACUGUUACGACGAGGAAUAGUGCAAUAUACAUUAUUACAACUCUGAUUGGAUUAGUUGGUGGUGCAUCUGUAUUUCAAACUUUGAACACAUUUUGUACACUACUGAAUCAAACAAUAUCGAAUGGUUUAAUUCAGUUCAAUUCUAGUCAAUAUAUAAGUGCAUCUGUGACACCUGAAAAUGUAUUUCAACUACAAACUGAAGCAUUUAUAUCUCAAUUCAAGUCAUCAACAAAAAAUGAGUUUUUUUUAUCACUCGCUAUGAUGCGAAACAUUACUCAAAGUAACACCUUAUUCAGUGGCAGACUAACCAAUUAUGUCGUUGGUGACUACGGCGGUAAUAUAAUUCGAGGUCCACGGUCGUACGGUAAUUGUACGUGUCCUUCGUCAGCUACAUGCAUUAUUCAAUCUGCAAUUUAUGAGUUAUCGAAUGACACGCUAUUAUUUUCUGUUCCGGGUGUUUAUACAGGAUGUUAUAUAAUUGAAUCAUUACUUCAGUCUAAUCUUCAAUGUUUUUAUAAUCAAACUUGCAUCAAUAAACUACAAUCUUAUUUUCAAACAUCUUCAUUUAUGAAUAUAACAGCUCUUACUGUGCCAUUGCCUGGUCAGUUUUUGGAAAACUCAACAGUUGCAGAUGUUCUUGAUCAAUUGAUGGUUGAAGAAUGGAUUAACUCAAGCAUAUAUGAGAAUUAUUACAGUGAAUGUCGACCAUCAGGCUGUAGUUAUACUGUUACGACAAAGAAUAGUGCAAUAUACAUUAUUACAACUCUGAUUGGAUUAGUUGGUGGUUUGAUUACAGUGUUUAAACUGAUGGUACCAUAUUUGGUUCAGUUUAUUAUGUUUUGCAUUAGAAAAUGCAAAGGUGGACGUGCUACAAUAAUGCCAAUGAUCCAAACAUAA